This is a messenger RNA of Colletotrichum lupini, 1464 nucleotides long. Its product is annotated as tetratricopeptide. Lineage: Eukaryota; Fungi; Ascomycota; Sordariomycetes; Glomerellales; Glomerellaceae. Gene Ontology annotation, molecular function: protein binding. The transcript is spliced from 6 exons. The record is from RefSeq and is a predicted model, not a curated record. Bases 1 to 1464 code for a protein of 487 amino acids.
AUGUCAUUGAAGCAGGAAAUAGAAACGUGGGUGUCGGCCUUGGGCCGGUACGACAACAAUGAAUUCGAUGAGGCCCUCGAGGAUUUUGAGAGGAUCUCCGACACAUCAAAAAUUCUCUUCAAUAUGGGUGUUAUUCACGCCACCUUGGGAGAGCACGAGAAAGCUGUCGAAUGUUACCAACGAGCAAUCAAGCUCGACCAGUACCUUGCUGUCGCCUACUUCCAGCAAGGCGUCUCAAAUUUCCUGCUCGGCGAUUUCGAAGAGGCACUGGCCAACUUCAAUGACACUCUUCUCUACCUGCGAGGAAACACCAUGAUCGACUACGCCCAAUUGGGUCUGCUCUUCAAGCUCUACUCUUGCGAGGUGCUCUUCAACAGAGGUCUCUGUUACAUCUACCUGCAACAGAAAGAUGCUGGUAUGCAGGAUCUAUCGUACGCUGUCAAGGAGAAGGUGGUAGAGGACCACAACGUUAUCGAUGAGGCGGUCCGUGAGGAGGCAGAGGGAUACACUGUUUUCUCGAUUCCCGUCGGUGUUGUGUACCGACCGAACGAAGCAAAGGUUCGCAACCUCAAGACAAAGGACUACCUUGGAAAGGCUAGGCUAGUCGCCGCCUCCGAUCGCGCGAACGCCUUCACAGGCUUUGCCGGGUCCGAGAUCAAGAAUGCUGGCAAGAACGACGUCAAGGACGACAGACCAGCUGACAAUAUUUCCUUCGCUGCAACCAACCUAGUCAAACCUGGCCUGGCCUCUAGAAGACAACAGUCUGAGCCGCCCAACGGCCGCGGUGUCUUCCCCCCUACCCCUCCCCCGGACCAGGUCGAGGCCAACAAUACCGGUGCCAUGUCUCGUGGACAAUCCGUCCGUAAUGGACCCAAGCCGAUGCUUGCGAAGUUGAACAUCGAGAACUCCAGGCCCAACGAACGGUACCAAAAGACGAGCAGCCCCAACGACCGUAGGGGACCUCCGCCCAUGAUGAGAUCCGAGUCACGGUCGGCAACUCCUAGCAGAGGAUACUCGAGACGCGACUUGCAGAUGCGCGGCCGGCCUGCUGACGAAGAUGCCGAGGACGCCUACCCUGAUGAGCUUUACGACAUGUACCAGAGCGGUGGUGGUGGUGGUGGCAACAGUACAAGAACCAGCCGCCAAGCCUCCCGCCGCCAGCCCCAGCGAUACAUGGACGAGGAAGACGAUGGCUCCGACUACGGCUCCUUUGAUGAGGGUGACUUCGAGAUGGUUUCCAACAACAGACGUCCAGGCACGAACUCAAUGUCCUCCCGUGGCGGUUCAAGGAGACCUGAAGUUCGCAAGAUCCGUGUCAAGGUGCACGCCGAUGAUGUUCGAUACAUCAUGGUGGGCGCAGCAGUCGAGUUUCCCGACUUUGUUGACCGCAUCCGUGAGAAGUUUGAUCUGGGUCCAAGAAAUUAUGUAGACGAUUAUACCCCAACCAAGCCUGUGACGACGUAA